AUGAAGCUCCUUGCAAUCGUUUCUCUCCUGGCGACCGUCGUUCCUUUGCAAGUUCUGGCCGAGACCACCUGCUGGCAUAACUCGGACUGUAAUGAGAGAUGGGUCGGAUACACCUGCUCCUGUGCCAAUGCACGCGUCAAAUUCAUCAAUGCCAUGAAGAGUCAGGGUAUCAACUGCUGGACCGGCCCUGGUUUUGGCGUCGGCUGUGACAAUGACUGUGGUGGCAAGUGUGACUGCGGCCGCAACCACCACUGGGAGGCGGCUGCGAUAAUCAGUCCGGUCGUGGUCAUGGAUGCCCCCGACACGAAGCAAAUGUGGGUUAACACGAAAUUUUUUGUCGCCCUUUCAACGUUGACUUUUCCGCAGAGACAGCUAGGGAUAGAUGGAAUCUCGAAUGACCAACCCACUGUCGAGCUCGGUUUCCAUUCAUGGCGCAUGGUCCGCGAGUAUUGGAAAGGCUCUUAUCUGAGAUAUGACCUUAGAAAAAGCCCUUCGCUCACUGAUAAGAUGAAAUGUUUUACCCCAGAUCUGAUGCUAUGA
Messenger RNA from Coccidioides immitis RS, 540 nucleotides. RefSeq lists its product as uncharacterized. Bases 1 to 540 code for a protein of 179 amino acids. The transcript has 3 exons. Lineage: Eukaryota; Fungi; Ascomycota; Eurotiomycetes; Onygenales; Onygenaceae. The record is from RefSeq and is a predicted model, not a curated record.